This is a messenger RNA of Oldenlandia corymbosa var. corymbosa, 1227 nucleotides long. The record is from the annotation of a GenBank genome assembly. Lineage: Eukaryota; Viridiplantae; Streptophyta; Magnoliopsida; Gentianales; Rubiaceae.
AUGGGCAACUCAGAAUCUUCAUCAGCAUCUUCAUCCGAUCCUCGCUUUAAUUCUGCCUGCAGAGCAUUUACGCAUACUGAACUGGAGGACCUCAAAUCCCUCUUUGCAUCUCUGGCUGCCAAAUCCCAGAGUAACGGCCAGUAUAUCAGUCCAGCAGUUUUCAAGGAGUAUACUGGAAUUGAAGGGCCCUUGGGAGAAAGACUGUUCGGCUUGGUUACUCAGAAACAAAAUGAUCAAAAGCUUACCUUCCAGGAUCUUGUUGUUGCUAAGGGUACAUAUGAAAAAGGAACAAAAGAUGAUAUUGAAGAGUUUAUUUUUCAACUGUUAGAUGUCAACAGUGACGGUGUUGUCACAAGGUCUGAUCUUGAAAGUGCUCUGGCCACAAUGCAGAGUUGUAUAUUUCCAGGCCCGGGUUCUGUUGAAUUUGUUGAGAUUUUACUGACUGUGGCUACUUUUGAGAGGGAUGAUAGUCUAUCCUUCGAUGAUUUCAGAAAAUGGUGCAACCUGCUUCCAUCUGUUCGGAAGUUCUUGGGAAGUUUGCUGAUGCCAUCCAACUCAGGCUCUCAAGUUCCAAAGCUGAUCUGCCUUGAAAGUGUUGACCCCAACCUAGUGUUGUUAAAGAGGGAAUAUGCUUGGGUUAUCGGGGGAGCACUUUCACAUGAACUUGAUGAAUGGAAACUCUUGUACCACAGUGCAGUUCAUGGCCAAAGUUUCAAUACAUUCCUUGGGAAAAUAUCAAACAAUGAAGGGCCAACUGUGUUGGUUAUUAAGGAUAGAGAGGGUCACAUAUAUGGAGGUUACGCUUCUCAACCUUGGGAAAAGCAUGGUGACUUUUAUGGGGACCUAAAGUCGUUUCUUUUCCGGUUGUAUCCAAAAGCUUCAAUAUUCCGCCCUACUGGAGCAAACCACAAUUUGCAGUGGUGUGCGGUGAAUUUCAGUUCAGACAGCAUCCCAAAUGGCAUUGCUUUUGGAGGGCGGGUUAAUCAUUUCGGCCUGUUCGUUUCAGCUAACUUUGAUAAAGGGCACACUUUUGAGUGCACAACUUUUGGCAGUCCACCAUUGUCAAGGUCCAGCAACAUACAACCGGAAGUGAUAGAAUGCUGGGUAGUAUUGCAGAAGGGACCUCAACAAGAGAUGCCGGAAUCCGUUAAAGGAACUGUGUUGGAGAGGUUUAAAGAGGAUCGUCACAUGUUGAACAUGGUUGGGCUAGCCAACUCAAGCGAAUGA